AAAUAUUAACUACGCGGCAGACUACAACGCCAAAAUUAUUCCGCUCUUACAUUGCUAUUUCACAAUUAAUGGAAUUAUUUUUUUAGAGUGCUAUGGGAAAACAGGCCAUGGGUGUAUAUAUUACAAAUUUCCACGUUCGUAUGGACACUCUCGCGCAUGUGUUAUAUUAUCCUCACAAACCACUUGUUACAACACGCUCUAUGGAGUAUCUACGGUUUCGAGAGUUACCUGCUGGAAUUAAUAGUAUUGUCGCGAUCGCAUGUUACACGGGCUACAAUCAAGAAGAUUCAGUUAUUUUGAACGCCUCCGCCGUAGAAAGAGGCUUUUUCAGAUCUGUCUUUUAUCGUUCGUACAAAGAUUCAGAAUGCAAAAGGAUCGGCGAUCAAGAGGAACAAUUUGAGAAACCUACAAGACAAACUUGCCAAGGCAUGAGGAACGCUCUCUAUGACAAGCUCGAUGACGAUGGCAUUAUUUCCCCUGGUAUUCGUGUGUCCGGAGAUGAUGUUGUAAUUGGUAAAACUAUGACUCUUCCUGAAAACGACGACGAGUUAGACGGAACUACGAAGAAAUUCUCUAAGCGGGACGCGUCAACUUUUCUACGUAACAGUGAAACUGGUGUUGUUGAUCAAGUAAUGUUAACACUGAAUUCUGAGGGAUAUAAAUUCUGUAAAAUUCGUGUGCGAUCAGUGCGCAUUCCACAAAUUGGAGAUAAAUUUGCGUCGAGACACGGUCAGAAAGGUACCUGCGGUAUUCAGUAUCGCCAAGAAGAUAUGCCGUUCACAUGUGAAGGUAUUACGCCUGACAUUAUCAUUAAUCCUCACGCUAUCCCGUCCCGUAUGACGAUUGGUCACUUGAUCGAGUGCAUUCAAGGAAAGGUAUCCGCAAAUAAAGGCGAAAUUGGUGACGCGACACCUUUCAAUGAUGCCGUAAAUGUACAGAAAAUUUCCACUUUGCUUCAAGAGUACGGGUAUCACUUGAGAGGAAACGAAGUUAUGUACAACGGCCACACAGGUCGCAAAAUAAACGCACAAAUUUUCUUGGGCCCCACUUACUAUCAACGUCUCAAGCACAUGGUCGACGACAAAAUUCACUCGCGUGCUAGGGGACCAGUACAGAUCCUUGUGCGUCAGCCUAUGGAAGGUCGUGCCCGUGAUGGUGGAUUACGUUUCGGAGAGAUGGAGCGGGAUUGCCAAAUUUCGCAUGGUGCUGCACAAUUUUUAAGGGAGAGACUUUUUGAAGUAUCAGACCCAUACCGCAUUCAUAUCUGUAACUUCUGUGGAUUGAUUGCCAUUGCGAAUUUGAGAAAUAACACAUUUGAGUGCAAGGGAUGUAAAAACAAAACUCAAAUAUCUCAAAUCCGUUUACCCUAUGCUGCUAAAUUAUUAUUCCAAGAACUGAUGAGCAUGAACAUUGCGCCCCGAUUGAUGGUUAUGUAAUAAGUGUAAUUAGUUAUUUCUGAAAUGUAAUGUAAGUACUAGUAUUAUUUGAAUAAAGGUUUUACACAAG
Photinus pyralis (common eastern firefly) is the source of this 1506-nucleotide messenger RNA. RefSeq names its product DNA-directed RNA polymerase II subunit RPB2-like. Gene Ontology annotation, cellular component: RNA polymerase II, core complex. NCBI's taxonomy places the organism in Eukaryota, Metazoa, Arthropoda, Insecta, Coleoptera, Lampyridae. The transcript is spliced from 3 exons. Gene Ontology annotation, biological process: DNA-templated transcription. The record is from RefSeq and is a predicted model, not a curated record. Gene Ontology annotation, molecular function: DNA-directed RNA polymerase activity; DNA binding; ribonucleoside binding. The coding region runs from base 93 to 1436 and encodes 447 amino acids.